CAGUUUGUCGUUCGCUACACACGCUCGUUGCCAACUUAACUGUUAACAGUGUCUACAUUUUUAUUAACCGUUUGUGUUCCAUUCUACAUGUGUGUAUUAAUUAAAUGCUUUGGCAACAUUGCAUAUAAUUUUGAGAUACGCCGUUUAACAAAGGCAAAACACAUCAACAAAUAGCAGUAGCCAACGAUGACGUCGUUGCAAACGUCACCAAUGCGAGAGCAGCAUAAGAAUGAGGAGCCAAAGGAGCAGAACUCACCACAAUGCACAAGCACACCGCUAACAGGAAGCAGAAAAGCAGAAGCACCAUUCCCAUCACCACCCACCACUCGCAUACCACAUCCUCUCAAUAGUGAUGGUGAAUUUAGUGUUCCAUUGCGUCGUUCCGCUUCGAUGCGCUUGCGCGCCACAAAAGCGCAUCAGCGGCAGCUCAACAUGACGGGGGAUUUUAGUACGCGCGCAAAGCUUGCCGAGAGCUCAUCAUCGUUGAAAGUUGCCACGCCAAUUGUUGUGGGUUUAACGCGUAAUCGCACCUGGUGCACCAAUUUAGGCCACACUACUAUCACAAAGUCAUCCACAACGGAGCUGGAGGAGCCGAGCACACAUGCAUUAUGCAGCGACAACCAAUGUUUGGCCCUAACAACGGAGAAGCAAUCUGAACUGGAUAUGGCCGCCUCCAAGUCGCGUAAUAUGUCUCUAAAGCUGAACGGUGGCAGUGCAGAGUUAACGGGCAAUCAGACACCAUCAUCAACGACAACGACGACUUCGACGCCAAAGACUCCCAAGACACCGUUGAACGGAGCAACGAUUACAUCUCCAACUGGCCACAACUGUUGCGGCCGUACUACGAAAUUGGCCGGAGGACAGGUUAAGAAGCCGGACGCCGCUAAGCAGUUAUCCACAGUGCAUGAGACUAAAAUAUCGCCAAAGACGCCGCCAGUGACACCAGAUUCACCGAGCACCUAUCUGGAUGAUGAUCUAGACUCGAUGUAUUCGUUUGCGACCACCACAUCCGGUCGCUCGACCAUGUCCUGCGAGCAUCCCUAUGUGGCCAGAAACGGCACCACAUUCAGUGGCCGUAAGAUGAAAUAUGUGGUGCACUGCUCCAAUUAUGCGGGUCAAGUUGGACCCGAUUAUCUGACGCCGACGCAGCGGGCACAGCGCCAGAUACGACGCCUCAAGGAGCUGCUGUGCAUUGCACGCCAGGAUCUGGAGGUGAAGGAUACGGAAAUCUUGCGACUCACCCGUGAGGUGGUCGAGUUGCGUCUGUUCAAGGCAUCGCUCAGUUCGCCCGAGGAGCGUUCCGCAUCCUCGGAUGCGGUCACAGUGCGCGAGGCGGAACUGAAGACAUCGCAGGAUGUCUCGCCCAUUGUGGACAUGGCCGAUGAGGCCAAGUGCAGUCCACGGCAUCUGGCACGACAGCAGCAGCAGCAGCAUCAGCAAUUGCAAAUGUCCGCCGAGAUGCAGAGUUCGUAUGCGGAUUCGGGACACUUUGAGGAUCUAACGAUGUCAUCGGUGCACUCGAAGGAUUCGCAAACGCAAAGCGAUGAUGUUUGCGAUGCAGAUGCAGAUGCAACUGGAGCUGGAGCCGGAGCUGCCGGCACGUGUGCUGAUCUAUCAUCGUCGGGGGGCAGCAAUCUGGAGAACUAUGAGCUGCAGCGCCAGGAGCUAAUCCGCAUGUAUGAGCAUCGCAUCGAGGAACUGAUACGCACCCAGGACGGCGUCAACAGCGAUCUGAAGAGAUCGCACAACGACAAGGUGGAGGCAUUGCUCCAGAAACUGGCCGAAUGCAAUACACGCUACUCGGACAUGGUGCCCGACUAUGAGCAUGCCAAGCAGCGCAUCCGGGAGCUCGAGAAACAGCUCGAGGAUCUGCAGCGGAGGCUCGUCGAGCACGAGGAGAAGCAGAACAAAAUGUAUCUGCACAUGUACCAGCAGGGACAGGAGGCGGAGCGCAUAACGCGUGCCGAUCAGGCAAUGGAACUGGCACAGAGACAGCCGGAUAGCAAGGUGUCCAUCAAUGAGCUGCUGCAUCAGCUGCAGAGCACUCAGGAUGAGCUGGAGAAUAUACGCGCAUCAGAGUGUAGAAUGAGGGAGUGCGGCAAUAAUCAUGCGCUCCUCACUGCAAAGGAGGCCAUUUCUUUGUGGGUACUUGGCGCGCGUAAGACGAUUUAUCGUCGCCUGUUGGAGGCGCAAAAGAAUCGCACCCAUGUGGAUCCGGAAGUGACGUUGCAAUUUCUGAAGAGCGCCAUUUUCUACUUUCUAACGGACAAGGAGAACUCGCAGGGACAUCUGCAGGCCAUCGAGAGCAUCCUCGAGUUCACCGACGUGGAGAAGGAGAAGAUCAGUCAGGCGAGAUCAUCGACAAAGUAAUGCUCCAUUCUUAUUAUUAUUAAUAUUAACAUUAUUAUUUCGAUUGUGGGAGGCUCCGCCAAAAAUAAUGUUCUAUUUUUUUAGUGAUGCUAAAUUGAUUGUUUUGUGUCGCGUUCAUUUAACGAAUUUAUUUUCAUUAUUAUUUUGUCACUGAAAUAAUUAUUGAGAAAUUGAGAAACUUUGAGACGUACCGUUCCAGUUUUGGCGGCAACAACGAAAGAAAAGAAAAUGAAAAUCUUGUACAAAGAAAAUUCCUAAUUUCCUAAUUCCCUCAUAUAUAUUUAUUAUAAAUUUUGUGUUAAGCAUACGAGAGUACGUCCUAUAGAAAAUAAACGCCAAGGUGCGUUACAAAAGAAUAAUAAAAAAAGAAUAGAAUUUUAAAGAAAUUGUACAUCCUUUGAUUCGUCCUGGUUGUUAGAUAGAAAACUCAGGCAUAACACAAGAAAAUCUGAUAUAGUUUCGAUCGUGUUUCAGUGAAAUUUUAAAUAUAAAUAAAUGCUAAACUAGUUGAAAA
Drosophila grimshawi is the source of this 2884-nucleotide messenger RNA. RefSeq lists its product as uncharacterized. The record is from RefSeq and is a predicted model, not a curated record. NCBI's taxonomy places the organism in Eukaryota, Metazoa, Arthropoda, Insecta, Diptera, Drosophilidae. The transcript is spliced from 7 exons. Bases 187 to 2370 code for a protein of 727 amino acids.